Messenger RNA from Odobenus rosmarus divergens (Pacific walrus), 807 nucleotides. RefSeq names its product matrix metallopeptidase 7 (matrilysin, uterine) (gene MMP7). The record is from RefSeq and is a predicted model, not a curated record. Gene Ontology annotation, biological process: collagen catabolic process; proteolysis; extracellular matrix organization. The transcript is spliced from 6 exons. Gene Ontology annotation, molecular function: zinc ion binding; metalloendopeptidase activity. Gene Ontology annotation, cellular component: extracellular matrix. The coding region runs from base 1 to 807 and encodes 268 amino acids. Lineage: Eukaryota; Metazoa; Chordata; Mammalia; Carnivora; Odobenidae.
AUGGGGCUGGCCACCGUGCUGUGUGCCCUGUGCCUACUGCCCCGCAGGAUGGCCUGGCCUCUCCCCAGGGAGGCUGGUGGCGUGAGUGAGCCACAGUGGAGACACGCUCAGGACUAUCUCAAGAGGUUUUAUCCACCUGACUCAGAAUCGAGGGAGGCUGACAGCUUCGAAGCCAGACUCAAGCUGAUGCAGAGGUUCUUCCGUCUGCCGGUGACCGGAGUCCUGAACUCCCGUGUCAUAGAAAUAAUGCAGAAGCCCAGAUGUGGGGUCCCAGACAUCGCAGAGUACUCACUCUUCCCAACCCAGCCAAAGUGGAUUUCCAGAGUGGUCACCUACAGGGUCGUAUCGUACACGCCAGACCUGCCGCGUGUCAUUGUGAAUCAACUAGUGGCAAAGGCCCUGAGGAUGUGGAGCCGAGAGAUCCCGCUUUCCUUCAGGAGAGUUUUAGUGGGGACGGCGGAUAUAAUGAUCGGCUUUGCAAGAGGAGCUCACGGGGACUACUACCCCUUUGACGGACCAGGAAACACCCUGGCUCACGCCUUUGCCCCUGGGCCGGGCCUAGGAGGAGACGCUCACUUUGAUGAGGACGAGCACUGGACGGACGGUAGCAGGAUAGGAGUUAACUUCCUCAUCACUGCGACCCACGAACUUGGUCAUUCUUUGGGCCUGGGUCACUCGUCUGAUCCCAAUGCCGUGAUGUAUCCAACCUACAGAGUCACAGACUCCAAGGACUUCAAACUUUCACCAGAUGAUAUCGAAGGAAUCCAGAAGUUAUACGGAGAGAAAAGUAAUUCGAGAAAGAAUUAG